Messenger RNA from Hyalella azteca, 456 nucleotides. RefSeq names its product multidrug resistance-associated protein 1-like. Lineage: Eukaryota; Metazoa; Arthropoda; Malacostraca; Amphipoda; Hyalellidae. The annotation marks the transcript as partial. The record is from RefSeq and is a predicted model, not a curated record. The transcript has 3 exons.
GACCUACAACUGACAUGGAACACAACAGACCCGCACUUCACUCCAUGCUUUGAGGAGACGGUGCUGGUGUGGUUGCCAUGUGGCUUCCUGUGGCUCUUUGCGGCUCUUGAGUUGUACAUCAUCAAGUCCAGCAGGGACAAGCUCAUUCCCUGGACCUUUCUUAAUAUCUCUAAGCUGGUUUGUUCAGCAGUGCUGCUGGUGCUGGAACUGUCAGAUCUCAUCUACCAAAUAGUGCAGGGCAGUGAUGCAUCUACCAAUGUCUACCCUAACUACUACCUCGUUCCCAUCAUACUCUUUAUGUCCAUUCUGCUGCAAGCCAUCUUCGUAAUAUUCGAGAAGAAGAACGGCGUGCAGAGCUCAGGGUACCUGUUCUUGUUCUGGCUCCUGAUGGCGGUGUGCGGCGUGUUCCAGUACAGGAGCUUCUUCCUGCGAUACGCCAACGACGUGUGUAUAUAA